This is a messenger RNA of Oryctolagus cuniculus (rabbit), 1934 nucleotides long. The record is from RefSeq and is a predicted model, not a curated record. Lineage: Eukaryota; Metazoa; Chordata; Mammalia; Lagomorpha; Leporidae.
UAACCUAUUUAAAGUUGACCUUGGGGAGAAAUUCUUUUCACUCACUUCCAAGAGAGAUAACACAAAUCCUACAAAAGUUUGAUCAUGUUUUUCUUUGCUUUCAGCUCACCUAUGGCCCUUUUGAUCCCAUGCUAAAUGAUAAAGAUCAGUUUCCCUCACUCUAUCAGAUGGCAACCAGUGACAGCUCUUUGGGCCAUGGAAUGAUCUACUUGUUGCUGCAUUUUGGCUGGACUUGGGUGGUGCUCUUUGUGUCUGAUGACAUGAAAGGAGAGCAGUUCCUUCAGUAUUUUGAAGCAGAGAUGCUCAAGAAAGGUAUCUGUGUGGCCUUUACAGUUAAGCUCCCUGUCACAAAGAAGUUGUAUGGGUAUGGUGAUCUCACUUUCAUGAGUAGCAUCAGAGUUUCAUCUGCAAAUGUGCAUAUACUCUAUGGUGAUGUAAGAGGUCUCAUCAGUGUGGACAUUUCAGUGCAGUCCUUUGUAACCAUCGGGAAAGUGUGGAUCAUGACAUCAAACUAUUUAGUCUACAAUGCUGUCUACACAGUGGCCCACGUCCUCCAUAAAAUGAUUUUGGAGAAAGUAGAAAUGGGAUCUCCAGGAGAAGCAAUACAACCUAUGAUUCUUCCCUGGCAGACCCCUCAAUCUGUGUGUAGCCAGAGCUGUGGUCCAGGAUUCAGGAAAAUGUCACAGGAAGGAAGACCUAUCUGCUGCUAUACUUGUGUUUUGUGUCCAGAGAAAGAAAUUGCCAAUCAGACAGAUGCAAAGCAGUGCAUCCCAUGUGAAGAUCACGAAUACCCAAACCAGGAUAGAAGUCGCUGCCUCCCUAAGUUGAUGACGUUCUUGGCCUUUGAGGAAUCUCUGGGGAUGGCUCUGGCCUGCAUGGCUCUGUGCUUCUCUGUCCUCACAGCUGCGGUCCUCUGGGUCUUUGUGAAGCACCAAGACACUCCCAUAGUCAAGGCCAAUAACAGGACCCUCAGCUACAUCCUGCUCAUCACUCUCUUCCUGUGCUUCCUCUGCUCCUUACUCUUCAUUGGCCGUCCCAACACAGCCACCUGCCUCCUCCAGCAAAUAGCAUUUGGCCUUGUGUUCACAGUGGCUGUUUCCACUGUGCUGGCCAAGACCAUCACUGUGAUUCUGGCCUUCAAGGUUACAAAACCUGGCAGAACUGUCAGGCGAUUGUUGAUAUCAGGAGUUUCUAACUCUGUCAUUCCCAUCUGCUUCCUCCUCCAACUGAUUCUCUGUAGCAUCUGGCUGGGAAUCUCUCCUCCCUUCAUUGAGUUAGAUACACACUCUGAGCCUGGCCACAUCAUCCUGGUGUGCAAUAAGGGUUCGGUCACUGCCUUCUACUUUGUCCUGGGCUACCUGGGUUCCAUGGCCCUGGCCAGCUUCACUGUGGCUUUUCUAGCCAGAAAUCUGCCUGACACUUUCAAUGAAGCUAAGUUCCUUACAUUCAGCAUGCUGGUGUUCUGCAGUGUCUGGGUGACCUUCCUUCCUGUCUACCACAGCACCAAGGGGAAGGUCAUGGUGGCUGUGGAGGUCUUCUCCAUCUUGGCCUCCAGUGCGGGGCUCCUGGGCUGCAUCUUUGUCCCCAAGUGCUAUGUUAUUCUCAUAAGACCUGAGAUGAACUCUUUGAAAGGCUUAAAGAAUAAAAGCAAGUUCUAAAGGAUUCUAAAAUUUUUCCACUUGUUUUGCUAUCACAUAUUCAGAGUUUAGAACCAUGAAUCCAGACUGAAGUAGCAAUCCAGAAAUAAUGAAGGAACUAAAGUUGGUUUUUUUCCUUUAAAAACUAUUUAUGUAUUGGACAUACAGCCUAGCAGUCUGAGUGCAUGGCAUCAAUUUCUGGCUCUGGCUUUGGCUCCUGACCUGGACUUCUGAUUCCUGGGGACCCUGGAAGGCAGUGGUGAAUCUUCACGUAACUUGGUCCUGUCCAACCAUAUG